Messenger RNA from Symbiodinium necroappetens, 1128 nucleotides. Lineage: Eukaryota; Dinophyceae; Suessiales; Symbiodiniaceae. The record is from the annotation of a GenBank genome assembly.
AUGCUGCUGUUGGCAGCUCCGGAUGCCGGACGUCCACCGCCGGAGAUCGUGGGGGCCGCGUUGAAGGCAGCGGGAGUCCAGGCGACUGACGAGAACCUGAUACGAGCUCUUCAGGAGGCGGCCGGUGCUCGAGGAGGGAACCCCAAAAAGGAGGAUCUAGACCGGGCUCGCACCGGCGCGCACUCCUACCAGGCAUUGCCACGGGACAUGGAUGGCCAGCCGGGAAGCCCCAUUGCUGGUGAGAAGUCCGAUCGCCCAAUGCCGGAGAUCAAGUACAAUACGCCUUCGACGCCCGCAAUCACCUUCAACAAUGCCCUGGCGCAGAUGAAGAAGCCUGUCCAGGCGAUGCGGAUACUGGAGAGCAUGCGCAUGGGUAUGCCCGACGUGGCAAUGAACCAGCGUAUGACUGGCCUCAAUGGCUUUGAUCCUGACAGUUUCAUUCCGCCGAAGACGCCGGAGGACGUGGUUCGGACGCUGAUGCAGGUGGUGCCUGAUGCUGGGUUACCGCCUCCCGAGAUUGUUGGCGCAGCGCUGAAAGCUGCCGGCAUUCCGGCCACCGAAGAGAAUCUGGAAAGAGUUUUUGGGCUGCAGCUUGCGCAAGAUUCUGAUGUCGCCGGGGUGCCGGAAAGGCAUCCGGAGGAGGACUGGGUGCAAGACAGGGCUCUGUUCCGAAGCUUGUUGGGUGCGGUGGCAGCGGAGGCCCUCCUGCAAGCAGCACCCGGGUUGGGCCAGCCCCCACCAGAAGUGGUGGGGCUCGCGCUCAAGCAGGCGAAAGUCUCGAUCAAUGAGGAUGUGGUGAUCCGAGCCCUACGAGCUGCCGGUGACAAGCACCCCAAUGCAAACUCGAUCCGGACUGCCUUGGCGGCUGCGCACCCUGGCUGUGUCACGCUUUCCGAGUUUUUUGAUCUGGAGUUAACAAAGGUUUUGUUCAGGCUUCCGGGUUCGGCAUAUUCGUUUCUUGGAGCAUGCAGGCCUUCAGCAUCUUUUCAAGCUGCUAUACAGGAGCAUACAACAGUGGCUAGUGGCAUCAGCAAGCUUAUCAUGACAAUAUCAGUACUCCACUUGCCACGAGCAUUUCCAGCAGCUAUAGUCUGGAUGCAGAAAAACGGAAUCAUGCUGUCGGUGUGA